CUUGGUUUCGCAGGUACCAUUUGCCCUGCGGGCUUAUUUAAGUUUGUUUACGUUUUACAAAGUAUUCAUUUAGUUGGUUUGCCAUUGAAAUUUGGCUGUCGUGGUGUUUUCAGUGCUUCAAUUGUUGGUUUAAGUUUUAUUAUUUGCACGUGUUUCCUGGUGCAAUUGGAUAAUUAUGAAGAUAUUUAAUUUUGCACUUCUUUUACAUUUAGCUCUCUAUGCAAGUGUGGUUGGGCUCUCUAUAGAUGAUGUGCCCCAGAACACAACAGACCCAUGGUCGCCAAUACUACUGGACCUACCCCUGGCCGCCGGCGCCAGUCAGCAACUGCAUAUAGCUGGUAUCCCAGCCACUGCUCAGCUGGUGCUCGUGCAGGCGCACGUGCAGCGUGGCACCGUCAGCCUCGAGCAGGCGGCCGCCGACGGCAGCGGCCCAGAGUCUGUGACCGGUCCACAUGUAGGCCUGGUGAACCGGCUGACCGGCGGCAGCUCGACAGCCACGGUGACGGUCACCAACGAGGGCCUCGACAGGGGCACCGUGCUGGUGGUCGUCACACUUCUGCCCAACUACACCCCUAUACCUGGCGGCUGCAGCCAGGUAGAGGACGUCCCCGACGCGCCCUUCUUCCGUGUGCAGACCGUACACGACGCGUACAGCCUCUUCAACGUACCCAGAGCGCAACUUGGCGUUGACAGGGGUAUGGGUUUUACGUGUGACUCGGCGCGCGGAUCGAUGGAGUACUAUGCGUACGUCAUGUACCCCUCAUACAGCCUGCGAGAUGACUACGACACGUUCAAGGACGCUAUCGCCAGCAUGCUGCAGCCGGAUGACAUGGAGGACAAUGGUUACAUGGUGGACAGUCGGGACCCGCUGUACCCACUGCGGUACACGUUCGCCCUGUACCGCGGGUACUCGGUGGUGUACGGCGCCGCGGUGACGGGCGUACCGCCGGGCCGUGCUCCCGCCACGGCCGCCUACGUCCCGGCCGUGCUGCACGGCUGCCCCGUGUUCGGCGGGGACGACCCCGAGUGUCCGCCAGAGAUUGCGCUUUAUUUCUACCUGACGGCCGCCCUGCUGUUCGUGAGCGGUGCACUGCUGCUCACGGUGGCCGCUCGUGAGCUGAGUCUGCACGUGGUGCUCACCACGGCCUUGCCGGUGGCGGCUCUCGCCGUGCUGGUGUUCAGGCUGCUCACCUGGGAUGAGCCGAAUGUGACGCUGGCCAUCGGGUUCGUCGUGGGCCUGCUGGCCGGUCUCGUGUACGCCCGACAGCACACGGUCGGCGGAUGGAGCCGCGGCCGUAUGACCCUCGGUACUGCUCUGCUGUUCGGGGCCACCCUCGGAGCCGUGAUACUCUUCGUACCAGAUCUGCAGCUGAUGGAGCUCUCUGCUGACGCCGUGUUCUGGCCCGCGUUUGUGCUGUUUACGCUAGCAUUCACGCUCAUCGUACUGAUCCCGGGACUGGAGCUGUGUAUCGUAGUGACCCGGUGUAUGCUUGGCUCGGCCUGGAUUAUGCUCAGCCUCGCCAUGCUUACCGGCUCAGUCACCAUCUACAUUUUCUCCAACCUGUUCCGACGAGCCAUCUAUCCCGAGUUCAAAUACGCCAACCUCCAGAUGCGGUUUCUCGCCCAGGACUACGUUUGCGUCUCAAUAUUCACCCUCCUGCUGCUCGUCUCGCUGUCUCUGUCCCUCGUGGCACUGUACCGGGGCGGCUCAGCGGCCGGCGCCCCCCGUCCUCCGGCACAGCCCGGCCGACGCGCCCGCCACUGGGCCGAGCGACAUCGCCUUCUGCCCGACGACCGGCAGCACCUACUUGGUGGGACGUAUGGGGCUACGGCGCCCCAUUCGCCGCCCUCGGCCUGAGAGGUGGGCUGGGACAGUCGGAGAGGGGAGGGAUCAGCCUGACGGGCUGCAUUGGUCAGCUAAAGACAAGUAACAAAGGGUCGGCUGGAGGUAUGGGGUUGGGUCUGACUUGCAGGCGGGAAUCGGUUGGCCUGAGAGGCGGGCGGAGGCCAGCCCGUCGAUUUUCAGUCUGCUAGGCGCGUGGGUAUCCGUCUGAGAUGCACCGGACAUGGGUCAGAUGUUUGUUUCAGUCCUCUCUCGCGAUGAUUGCGAUUUUCUAUUCCCUCCUUAUGGUGCUGUUUGAGUGUUGCAGGAUUCUCAGUCAUUCAUGAACUUUGCUCUCUUGGCCCGUGCAACGUUCUCUUUUCUUUUCAUAGCCUACAACGCAUGACAGGUGAAAGUAUUAUAGAACACGUAUCAAAGCAUCUCAUUGACACGUGUGUGCCAACCAUCAUUGGUGUACUUGUUAGUUGCUUGCCUUUUUCCUUGCCCUUUUCUUAAAAUAGUUAGGUUUGGAGCACAAAAAUUGUGCCUCGAACUGAAUGGUAUCGGGAGAAGUUGAAGGAGAUUUGGGCAUCCUAUGAUAGCAUGACCUUCGAGCUGUUCUCGAUUUUGCCGUUUCAAGAAUACCUACCACCUAAGUGAUGCCAGACUGGGCCAGCCUUUUUUAGGCGUGCACUUUUUAGGUGUUAUGUUAUUUGCAGGAGGCGAGUCAAUCUCUCACCAGUGGUGUAUGACUAGCUUUUUUGUCAAGCCCUCUUCCACCAGGGCUUGGUUACAUUGUCCUACAUGACACUCAGCCAUCAGUUUUGGUAGCCCCUUGUACACAUAUUUUAUACUAUUAUACCCUUAUACCUGUGUACUUAAACCACCCACCCCAGUAAUUGUACGUUAACUUGGCUUUGCUAUUUUCUUUGUGCCUCGGCAUCGCCGCUGUCAAAAAUUGAAGAAAUCCAGCCGCAUUUCUUUUCUGAAUUACUAUCCUUAACGGCUUGUGUAAUGACGUCACUCUCCCUUGUAGUUGGUAUGCGGAUACUGGUUUAGUGUUUUCUUCACUCAAAUAAGUGCAGCUUGUAACUGCGGAGUCUACAAAGACAGCAGCAGGGUAUGCACCGAUUUGCAGUAUUGUCCGGAAGAAGGGAAGGCUUCUGUCGUUUUGUCUUUUGUAUCGUGCAUCGCAUGCUCCUUGAUCCAUGCAGGGAUUGGCCGUAUUUGGCUAUAAUCAAAACACAAUGCAGCAGCGGUUUGGUUGGCUGCAAUACGUACCACCUAUUUCUGUGAAUCCCAUUGCUAUUAGCUGUUAUUACCGAACAUUUUCGCCGGCUGCCCGUUCUAACAUGAGGUGUCACGGUAGCUGCUGCCACGCUACUUCUCGUGUCGUGUCAGCAGUUACCAUGCUACUGGGCGGGGCUGUGCCGCGUGCCUGACUUCCUGAAUCACUGGCGGCCCUGUCCGCGUCCGCCCUGCACCCGCCGACAUCCGUCCCGCACCCUUUGUACACCCGUUCUGUACCCUCCUCUGCCGGAUACUCGAACUGCAUCCGUUUAUCGUUCUUUUACAUUUGUACUGUCCCAAACCUCUUUUUGUAACCAUGCUGUAUAACUGCUCCCGCACAUUAUCGUUAAAUAAUUUUGCAUCCGCCAUUGCCUUAAUCUCACGGCUGUAUCAACUGCAAGCAGCUAUGGGCUCCGUACCGUACUCUGUGAGGCCUUUUGUGAUGCGCUUUGCGCUGCUGAGUUUCUUUCUCGCGCACCGCACUGCGCACCUGAAGUGUAGGGAGCCAACUAGCGUGGAAUACUUGCAGAUGGGGUUUCACGGGUCGCAAAUCUGCAAUCGGUGGUUGCAAUGAUGCGAACGAGGGAGUAACAUGCGUAAGGUGCCUAGCAGAACUUACAUGUUCAUCUGCUGCUGACAUUUCCACUUGCGGUCCUCUACGUGCCGCUGUGCAUUUGUGCUGAGUCGUUCUUCUGUUGGCGAGUGCGUCUUUUUGUGCAACUAGUGCACAUGCAGAUAUUUUUUGCUUACGCUCUAUUGGUGUACCGAGGAAAGCUAUGUGAUAUUGUGUGAUGCGAAUGUCUUGUGUGGAUAACGACACUGACAAUAAUGCGAUGGUCUGGUUUAGGAUAUAGUGUAGUGUGUGUGCGGCUACGAUAUACCUUACUUUUGCACCAUGACUGCAGCUUAUUAAUCCCAUCAUUAAUCGUGUAUAAUUGUUUCUUGAACUCUGCAGCUUAUUAAUCCGAUCAUCAAUGGUGUAUAAUUAUUUCUCGGACUCCAGCUCUUUGAGAUGGCUUAUGGGUGGGUUCUGACUUCUGACUAAUAACUAUGUACACAUUUUAGCGAGUUAAUAUCAAAUUGGUUCAUUAUCCAUCCGUCGCGAAACUGUGCCAUAUUUGCUGUCUUGCAUGGGACCAACAGUCUUUGUAAGAAUAAGACUUGGCCUUAAUGUCUGAGCUCGAGUGAUUGUCUUUCACGAAUUGAUUCCAUAUCUGACAGGUGCUAAUGCCGGCUGUUUUAGUGCCACGGUAUGUUUACAAUAUCGCCAAUCGCAUUAUCGCGUAUCGCCAGCAUGUUACGCGCUGUGCACCGAAUGUCACAUUUGUAGCCCUACAUUGUAGCGCCCAUUGUAAUGGUGUUGUCUGAAAGGUGAUACAUCUGUUAUGGUUUUGCCGUAUCAUUAACAGUUGAAGCGUAUAAUCUGGAUGAAUGGAGCGGGUAUAUGUACGCACAAAUACACGGACGUAUAACGUA
Molecule: messenger RNA, 4588 nt
Organism: Amphibalanus amphitrite
Lineage: Eukaryota; Metazoa; Arthropoda; Thecostraca; Balanomorpha; Balanidae
Exons: 11
Coding region: 176-1858 (560 amino acids)
Source: RefSeq, a predicted model, not a curated record